Molecule: messenger RNA, 1920 nt
Organism: Psylliodes chrysocephalus
Lineage: Eukaryota; Metazoa; Arthropoda; Insecta; Coleoptera; Chrysomelidae
Source: the annotation of a GenBank genome assembly
AUGUCGUCUAGAACACAAAAAAUGCUGGAACUAGCAAAAGUAGUUUUUGAAGAAGGGCGAGAACUAAAUAAUAGUGAUUCUGAUUGUUUAAUGCAGCCACUUAAAGAACCUUCUGGUGAGAAAAUGAGCCAAAUAAUUGAAGAAGAACUAAUAAAUCUACCAACUAUUUUAAUGCCAGAUCUUGGCGACCAUUCUAUUGAUGAAUUUGCGGAUAUUAUUACUAGUGUAAACCAAAAUGAGGCUGAAAACGAAAGGGUUUUAAUUGUUGGAAAUAUUUCUAACUUAGAAUUUCAUGAUAACAGUAAUUAUAAAAAUGAUGUCAACGAAACUGAGGCUAACAAGGAACCCUCUGGCAAUGAGACUAACUCCGAAUUAGAGAAAAAUGAGGAGAAUGAGGAACCAACAUUAAAAAGAAAAAGAUCUUUCAAUAAUAAAGAAAAGGAAGAUAGAUGGGACCAACUUAAAAACAAGAAGGAGAUGGAGCAAGGUGUGAAAUACAAAGGCAAAAAGAAAAGAGGGUUAGAGUGGGACUACAGCGUGGAAAAACCAGCUAGAUUUAUUUCAGCACCCUGUAGCUGCAAACUUGGACAAAAGACCACGAAACUUAAAUGUCAAACAUUAAGUGAAGAAAUGAGGCAACGGCUUUAUAAUAAGUUUUGGUCAAAAAUGUCUUGGAAAGAAAAGAAAAUGUAUGUAAAGGGAUUGGUCCAAGUGGAAGGUGUUAAAAGGAGGCAAGGAAGACAAGAAGGCCCAUCAAGAAGGGAUUUUUCCAUGAAAUAUUUUCUAAAAAACGGCGUGCAACUAGUAAGAGUGUGCAAGAAAAUGUUCGCAGGGACUUUAGGCCUAAAAGAACGCGGAAUUGUAAAUUGGGUAAGGGAGGACUACUUACAAGAACCACAGGAAAGAGAAAACAUAAACAAAAAAAUAUCGGAUGCGAAAUUUUUAAGUUUAAUGCAGAAAAUAAACAUGUCAGUAUUUAGACCGAAGAAAGACGAGUGUGACGUUUGUGUCGGCCAUCAGACUAAAAAUGUUACUGAUGACGUUUAUAAUCUACAUCAAAUUUUAAAAGAAGAAGCUAGAGCGGAUAAAGAAAAGGACAAGCAAGCUGAAGAUGCCAUUACAUUCACUAUGGAUCUUCAGUCAGUUCUUUUAUCACCAAAAACUAAUGUCUCUGCGAUGUAUUACAAAACUAAAUUAAUAGUACACAACUUCACGAUUUACAAUUUGCAAACUAAGGAAGCCUAUUGCUUUUUAUGGAAUGAGGCUGAAGGGCAAACAACUGCUCAAGAGUUUACGUCUAUUUUAAUAUACUUUGUAGAAGAUAAAGUUGUGCCUAAAGCAAAGGAAACUGGCAAAAUAAUUAUACUUUUUAGUGACGGAUGUUCAAGUCAAAAUAGGAAUAGCAUCCUCUCUAAUGCACUUUUCCACUUGGCUUCUGUGAAUAAUGUGUCCAUACUUCAAAAAUAUCUCACCAAAGGGCACACUCAGAUGGAAGUUGAUUCCAUGCAUUCGUCGAUUGAGAGGGUUUUAAAGAGAACAAAAAUUCAUUUACCUGCAGACUAUAUCGAAGUUUGUAAGAGUGCUCGACGCAGUCCAUUUCCUUACCAGGUUGAAUAUUUUACACAUGGAUUUUUCAGAAACUUUUCUGCGUUAAACUACUUUCCAUCUAUUCGACCUGGUAAAAUGGUGGGCGAUCCGACAGUUAUGGAUAUCAAGGCAUUGAAGUAUGAAAAUGGUACUUUGACGUAUAAACUCCGACAUACAUCGGAAGUUUGGGAAGAACUGCCAAGAAGAAUGAAAAUAGACAUACAAUUUAACAUAAAGUCUUACAGAGAUUUACCGCCACUCUAUAGCGAUAGAAGAAAAAUAAAGAAAGAAAAAUAUCAACACCUACAAGCAUGUUUUUUAAUUUGUUCCUAA